AUGGCUGUCACUGCAUGGGAAAGCAGAGUUGCUGCCAAACAGCAAGCCUGCCGCGACAAGAUACCAAAAGAAUGGCUUCUCCCGGCAUCCAUCACGAAUCUGCUUCAAGCACCGCUUUCGGACCAUCCAAACCGAGUAAUCGAGAUGGACAUUCCCCGAAAAUCGGGCAUCAUGAACGAGAAAGAGCUGAAUAUAACCGAGAAGUUCACUGUUGAUGAGUUGUUGCAACAGCUAAGAAAGGGUGUUCUAUCGUCACUAGAAGUCACGAUAGCUUUUUCCAAAAGAGCGGCUAUGGCACAGCAGCUGCUUUCUUGCCUUACCGAAACAUACUUUCCAGAAGCACAAGACCGAGCACGCUUCCUCGAUGGUGAAAGAGCUGCCGGCCGCAUCGUAGGGCCUCUCCAUGGUUUACCGAUAAGUAUCAAAGACGGGUUUCAGAUUGCGGGAACAGCGGCAACCAUCGGGUUUGUCUCUUUCUUAGACCACGAGUUAUCUGAAAAGAACUCACCGCUGGUGGAUAUGCUGCUGGAGCUGGGCGCAGUCGUUUAUGUCAAGACUAAUAUCCCGCAGACACUUAUGGCAAGUCAUAUCUUUUACACGGCUGACUCACAUAACAACAUCUUCGGACGUACAUUGAAUCCCCAUAACACUGCUUUAACAGCAGGAGGAUCUAGUGGAGGAGAAGGUGCACUCGUUGCAUUCCGAGGAUCGCCACUUGGUAUUGGGACGGACAUCGCAGGCUCUAUCCGUAUACCGUCCCUCUGCUGUGGCACAUAUGGAUUCAAGCCUUCUACUGAACGUAUCCCAUACGGUGGUCAGCCUUCUCCAGUCCGAGAUGGCUUGACCUUCUUUGAACCUUCUGCUGGACCGAUAGCAAACGACAUCCAGGCAUUGAAUCUCCUAUGUCGGUCAGUUCUAUCCAUGAGACCAGCUAUGUACGAUGCCACUGCUCUAGAUGUUCCCUGGAGAGACUUGGAAGUACCGCCGAGCGUGCCGAAACUAAGGUUUGGUCUUUUGGUCGAAGACCCAGCGUUUCCAUUACAUCCACCGGUUAAAAGGGCACUGGCUCAAGCUGUAAGUGCUCUGGAAGCCAGGGGCCAUCAGGUUGUUCCAAUAUCGCCGUCGCGCGCACAAGUCUCCAAUGCGCUAGCGCUCGCGUUUGCUUAUUUUGGACUCGACGAACCCCCAGCACAUAUAGCCGCUAGUGGUGAGCCGCUAGUACCAUCAGUCAUUCAAGCUAUGCAAGCGUUUGGUGCCUUCAAAUGUGAUUUUCUGACUGACUGCGAGGGUCUGCAAGGCAUUCCGAGGUUGGCAGCGCUCAAUGUAAAGAGGCAGUCUAUCGCGGAUGAGUGGAGGAAAGUUUGGAGGGAUGAGAGACUGGACGCGGUAAUCGGACCAUCGGCGCAGAAUACUGCAGUUGCGCAUGAUACGUACGGGUUGCCACCGUAUACGUUGCUGCUAAACGUAUUGGAUUAUCCCGCCUGUGUCCUGCCAUUUGGCAGAGCGUCGAGCGCUCUGGAUCCCGAGCCUCUCAUCAUCGGAGCUGGUCAAGUAGGUCCAAGCUACGAGCCCGAGCUCAUACACGGCGCACCAACCUCAAUCCAGGUCUUCACGAAUAAGAUGCGCGAUGAGGAAUGCCUGCAGAUGGCCACCAUCGUGGAUGAGUGCUUGAGGGCUGUGUAG
Molecule: messenger RNA, 1683 nt
Organism: Alternaria burnsii
Lineage: Eukaryota; Fungi; Ascomycota; Dothideomycetes; Pleosporales; Pleosporaceae
Product: amidase
Exons: 6
Coding region: 1-1683 (560 amino acids)
Source: RefSeq, a predicted model, not a curated record